GAUCUUUUUUCGCUCUCGCGCAGCAAACAUGGCUAAAUCUAAGAGAUCUAAACGAUCCCGUAAAUCGAUUUCAGAUUCAAGCUCGGACUCAAGCUCAGACUCUGACUCUUCUAGUUCUUCCAGUACCUCUAGUUCUAGCUCCUCGGACUUUCUUGACACCAAGCCCAAAAAGUUCGUUUUCAAAAAACGUAGUUCUGGCCGUCUCGCUAAGUGGGUUGUAAAGGGAAUCCCCGAGAAACAAGUGAAAGCGGCUAGAGAAGCAUUUAAGCCUUCGGUCGAGAAGCUGGACAAGAGAUACGACGCUUCCAACCUUUUUACCAACCCUAGAUUGGACGAGACACUUUACGCGGCCCUCAAAUCGGUCAAAAAUUCCUCGGCCGCCGUCGCUAAUAUCGACCCGCAGGAAAAAGUGUAUAGAAGGCAGACUGACUUGAUUUUAGACAUGGCCAAACCACUCUUUUUUCUUGUUAACAAGAGUAAAUUCAAGAAGAAAUCUUCCGACGCUUUGGCCCUAAAAUCACUGACGAUGUUAUGGUGUCAUCUCUUCAAAGAUAUCUCCACCGCCCGACGGCUCAACAUCUUGUCGCAGGUUCACCCUAACCACGUCGGCCUUCUUUCUCGCUCUGCUGAGACGCUCCCUAUUGGCGGUGAAGAUCUCUUUGGCGACGCUUUCAUCAGGGAACUUUUGGCCCAAGUUCAGACUGCUGCACUGGUCAACAUCUCCGUCGCCCCUUCUGCUGCAUCCACUCCUGUCAAACCCAGGCCCCAGCCACCAGCAGGUCCCAGCAAUCCUAAUUUUUCUCAACGGUAUCACGACAACAACCGUAAUUUCAGCGGUAACAACCGAUACCGCAAACGCAAUUACAGCAAGACCAACGGCGUCUCAAACAACAACCCGGCCAACGCUUCAUUCUAGUAUUGUUCCUUGUUUUUCAUCAGUAUUCGCGGAUGUUCUUUUUUUGUUGCCAUUGCCUGUUUAUCAAUUUUGGUUUAUUCCCGUGCUGGCCCUAUAAUUUUGUUGCUGCCCCGUGCUUCAAACCUCUGAGGUGGCUAAGUAGAAAGAGCUGUCUAGACGGCGUUUAUUACGCCCCUUUCUUCCGUUCCCUCACUCUUUCUUUGUUUUUUGUUUUUUUUGGCCCUUUGGGCCUAGUUGUGUUUUGCUGCUAAAG
Molecule: messenger RNA, 1169 nt
Organism: Daphnia magna
Lineage: Eukaryota; Metazoa; Arthropoda; Branchiopoda; Diplostraca; Daphniidae
Product: protein AF-9-like
Exons: 2
Coding region: 29-916 (295 amino acids)
Source: RefSeq, a predicted model, not a curated record